AUAGCGAAAUCAACUUUCUUUUCUCAGACAGGGUUUCGGGUUCAUUCGGCGGAAGCCCUUUCUGGUGUCCAAGACGACAAGCCGCCCAAGCUGAAAGGUUGGCCAUGCGACGCCGCCGCCCAGUUGGAUUCUCGAACAGCCUGGAACAAGGAACAGCGUGUGAUCACUGCUCUUCGUAACACGGAAGGUGAUCAUGACGAAAACGAAGAUGGCGGACGGAGAUCAGCCCGUGGACCGAAAGCUGGUGGCCGUGGGCGACGGCAGCUGCGGCAAGACCUGCCUCCUCAUCAGUUACUGCAGCGAGGAAUUCCCCACCAGCUACGUGCCCACCGUCUUCGAGACGUACAGCUCAAUCGUACAGUGGUGCCAACAAAGGGUGCGGCUUUCGCUCUGGGACACCGCGGGCGAGGAGGACUACGACCGACUCAGGCCCCUGUCGUACUCCCAGGCCAGCGCGGUCCUGGUGUGCUUCGCGCUGGACAACCGGGACAGCUUCGUCAACGUCGAGUUCAAGUGGGAGCCAGAGAUCCGGCACUACCUGCCCAAGGUGCCCAUCGUGCUCGUGGGAAACAAGCUGGAUCUGAGGGAGAGCCACAUGGUGCCCGAGGUCCGGCCCCGCAACUACAAGCCACCGGUGUCGACUCGAGAAGGCCGGUCCCUUGCCGAGCGGAUACGGGCCUCGGCUUACGUCGAGUGCUCCGCCCUCACGCGGCAGAAUAUUCCUGAGGUCUUCGACGCCGCCAUCAAGGCGUCCUUGCAAAGCGUAAAGUACAAGAAGACUUUGCGGUGCACUCUUUUAUAGCUACAAACGAAGAAGCGGAAAACAUGUAAUUCAGCGCCUCGAGAUUCAUCGACAUCUUCACGCAUACUCCAUUGAUCACUCGAGAGCUCUCCUCUCGAUCCAUGACAUAGAGAAUAAAUCAUUAAUCAAG
Messenger RNA from Ixodes scapularis (black-legged tick), 932 nucleotides. RefSeq names its product ras-like GTP-binding protein Rho1. Bases 194 to 802 code for a protein of 202 amino acids. Gene Ontology annotation, molecular function: GTPase activity; GTP binding. The transcript has 5 exons. Gene Ontology annotation, biological process: small GTPase-mediated signal transduction. The record is from RefSeq and is a predicted model, not a curated record. Lineage: Eukaryota; Metazoa; Arthropoda; Arachnida; Ixodida; Ixodidae.